AAAUUCCCCCAAAUUUUCCCCCUAAAGAAAAGACCUAUAUGGUUUUUGGGAAUGUACAAUUGUUCACAAGAACUUCCAAUUCUCCACAAUAAAACCCAAGAUACAUACAAUACAAACAAACAUCGCUUCAAAGUCCACAGUUCUUCCAUAACCUUCUUCACUCAUUCUCUGCUCCUUGUCAAAAAGCUCCGCAUUAAUCCAUAACCUGUCCUCUCCUCCAAUGGCUCAGAAGGUAGUGCUGAAGGUACUGACGAUGACUGAUGAGAAAACAAAGCAGAAAGCAAUCGAAGCAGCGGCGGAUAUAUUUGGGGUGGACUCGAUUGCUGCUGAUCUGAGCAGUCAGAAGCUGACGGUGAUUGGAGAAAUGGAUGCGGUUGCUGUGGUGAAGAAACUGAAGAAAGUGGGGAAGGUUGAUAUCUUGUCAGUUGGGCCAGCGAAAGAAGAGAAGAAGGAAGAAAAGAAGGAAGAGAAGAAAGAGGAAAAGAAAGAGGAGAAGAAAGAAGAGAAGAAAGAGGAGAAGAAAGAAGAUAAGAAGCCUGAGGAGAAGAAGUGAUCAAACCACACAUACUCCGGUUCUCAAUCUUUGGCUAUUUUCUGUGUAUCAUCUUUGAAUAAGUUUUUCUGGGUAUUUUGCCUAACAUGAGCAUGUUAUCAACAUUACAUUCAAUUACUGUUCAAAAGAAAAAAAAAUUACAUUACAUUCAAUUCAUAA
Messenger RNA from Sesamum indicum (sesame), 712 nucleotides. RefSeq names its product Copper transport protein family. NCBI's taxonomy places the organism in Eukaryota, Viridiplantae, Streptophyta, Magnoliopsida, Lamiales, Pedaliaceae. Gene Ontology annotation, molecular function: metal ion binding. The record is from RefSeq and is a predicted model, not a curated record.